CCUAAUACUACUCGAACUCCUAUUCCUACUCGGCUACCCCUCUCCUUGCUAACCACGAAACCCAAACCCACAAGAAACCCAACACGACCACUCUACCCCUAAAGCCCAACCCGAAAAUAUACUCAUCAAUCCUUCCCCCUCAAAGAACCUUGUCCGCAAGGUUCUCUUGUCGACCAGUCGCAGAGGACGACGAUGAACGCAGUUGCAGUUCUUGCGACGACCAAACUUGCGUCGCUUCCGGAACUUCCAGUUUGCAGAUCGUCCUAUGUUUUCCUUCCUUCCGAUAACUGGGGCAUGGAUUGCUAGCUGAAUUAUUGGGACUCCAAACUCGGCAUCUUGAGCUGCAGCAUACAAACAAAAUCCUUUGGAAAAAUGGCUAGCGCUUGGGCCAAAUAAAAUUAGGCUUGAUCGGCCUCCAUAAUCAUCAUCUUGGUCCCAUGAAAAUUUCCUUCUUGUGUGUUUAAUUUGAGGGAUAAGUAGUGGGCUAUGCAAACCCAAGCUACCAAAAUCCAAACAUCCAUCCGGUGCACGCGGCAUCGACGACGGCCUUUCAAGCGAACCCAAAAAGUUUCGGUUUCCACCAACAACACUGCUUCUAUUGGUCCCUGCUCCAUCCUCGAUCUCCUCCUUCUUACAGCUUCCAGAUUGGUAGGUGAGAGCCUCAUCGAGGUGGUUGGGUUGCAACCUCUUCAAGAAUUGUUCAAACCUGUCGCAGGCUCCCUGGAAGCGUUUGCCCGCCUCCUUCGACGUGACUUGUAUCUCAAGGGCGCGUCGGAGCAGAUUGUCGGUUGUGCCAGGUCACGGACCAUGACACCCUCCCUGUAGUAAGCGUAACCUGGCUCAGAAACCAAAUGAUGAACCAUAACCCACGAUUCAAGGGUUUUGCUUGUAACUCACAAGCAAGAGAACGACGUAGGUGUCGAAAAACCUUUUAGUUUAUUGAUUGGAUACCCGGAAAUAAUGUCAAACUUACAUAUUUAUAUAAGAAAUAAACCGAAUACGU
Messenger RNA from Linum trigynum, 1003 nucleotides. Lineage: Eukaryota; Viridiplantae; Streptophyta; Magnoliopsida; Malpighiales; Linaceae. The record is from the annotation of a GenBank genome assembly.